UCUAGGACCACGACCGAUCAUGCUUUAGUCUGAAAAUUUGGCAUUCAUCAUCUAUCCGAUGCCACGUCAAAAUUUUGCAAUACAUCGAUAUCACGAAGUUGUAAACUUGAUGAAUUCGUAUUUGAUGAAGAACGAAAUGGAGUUGACGAAUAUUGUAUGUCCUCCUUCCGUGGAGUUCGGGCUCCGUUUAAUUGGCGUAUGGCCCGGCACGUCGCACGCAUUUUCACGCAGAAUUGUUUGCAUACUCUCGAUGGUGGUGUUUCAAAUAUUUCAAUAUCAGUAUGUGAUUAAGCACUUCAGCAAAGAAAAUUUAUUAGUUCUUAUAGAUGUUUUAAGCGUGACUCUGGCUUAUAGUCUUCUGUUAAUUAAACUGAUUAUUUUCUCAUUGAACGCUGGUUUAUUAGACAAAAUGAUAGCGUCCAUGGUUGAAGAUUGGAAGACGCGCAACAUUUCUGACGACUCUACGAUGACCAGGAUGUCUUAUAUCUCUCGUCAAUUUUCAAAUUUGAUAAUUGCCUGCAAUGCAACGUCGGUGAUCUUUUAUGUGGCUGGCACAUUUUGGAGGCAUAGAACCGGUAAUCAGACUGACGCUCGAGAACUUCUCUUUAAAGUAGAGUUGCCGUUCAACAUCGACAAUGCAUCAGUGUAUAUAACUAUUCUUGUUAUACAAUUUAUCCAUCAGACGAGCGCAGGUAGUAUGACGAGUGUGUUCAGUUGCGUGUUAAUAACGCUGGUUCUUCACGUAUGCGGUCAGAUCGAUCUAGUGCGACGGAAGUUGAUGGAAAUUACGAAGGAAGACAUUGAACGUCAAAUGACCGAAAGUAUCAUAAAAACAUUGAUCGUUCGGCAUCAAAAAAUCAUCAUUUUUUCCAGAAACAUCGAGAUUCUCUUUUCGAAUAUCGCGCUGAUGCAAUUUAUAUCGAACACUUUAAUUAUCUGCUGUUUAGGAUUUCUCAUUGUAAUUUCUAUUGGCGCUUCGGACGGAACAACGAUGCUGAUCAAGUCUUUGUUCUUUUAUAUUGUUAUUAACAUAGAGGCAUUUAUAUUUUGCUUUAUAGGAGAACAUCUCAGUAAGAAAAGCAAAAUGAUCGGCGACGCAGCGUACGAGUCGCUUUGGUACCACCUAACUCCGACCCAAACUCGAAAUCUUUUACUUAUGAUCGUAAGAUCGCAGAAGCAUUUGACGCUCACGAUCGGAAAGGUCACAGAUUUGUCUUUGCAACAAUUUACCAGCAUUGUGAAAGCCUCGGGAUCGUACGUGUCGGUGUUAUACGCGAUGUAUUAAAAUCUUAGCGCAUUCUAUACCUCGUGUAU
This is a messenger RNA of Pseudomyrmex gracilis, 1314 nucleotides long. Its product is annotated as odorant receptor 22c-like. Gene Ontology annotation, cellular component: plasma membrane. Gene Ontology annotation, molecular function: odorant binding; olfactory receptor activity. The transcript is spliced from 7 exons. The coding region runs from base 59 to 1285 and encodes 408 amino acids. Gene Ontology annotation, biological process: sensory perception of smell; detection of chemical stimulus involved in sensory perception of smell. NCBI's taxonomy places the organism in Eukaryota, Metazoa, Arthropoda, Insecta, Hymenoptera, Formicidae. The record is from RefSeq and is a predicted model, not a curated record.